AUGGCGACGUAUUCGCAAUCCGCAUGGAAAAUUAUUCCACAGUUUUGCAGCACCUCCAUUCCCCAGACUAUCGAAUUCUACACGAAAUCACUCUACUUUACACUCGGAGGAACGCACCCCGAUGAUGAUGUAAAUAGUAUCCCGACAUUUUGCUCAGUAUUUAUUGGCAAAAAGGCAGAUGCCAAUAUUUACUUUUUUAAAACAAAGUUACCAUCUUCAGGACCUGACGAGGCAAAGGCGGAUGGAAGUGUUGGUGAAGACGACCAAGAAAUAUUCCAUCGCUCUUCGACAAUGAUUGCACUGGGAAGCAUAGAGCUAGACGAGUACUACAAUAUCCUUCUCGACGAAGGGAAGGUUAAGAUUACGAAGCCUAUCGAGGACCAGCCAUGGGGUUAUCGACAGUUUACUUUGGAGGAUCCUGACGGCAACGAGAUCACCUUUUUCAAAUUCUUAGAAGGGGGAAAUCCAGGCACAGAAUAA
This is a messenger RNA of Nannizzia gypsea CBS 118893, 480 nucleotides long. Its product is annotated as glyoxalase. The transcript has a single exon. The record is from RefSeq and is a predicted model, not a curated record. Bases 1 to 480 code for a protein of 159 amino acids. NCBI's taxonomy places the organism in Eukaryota, Fungi, Ascomycota, Eurotiomycetes, Onygenales, Arthrodermataceae.